Camellia sinensis is the source of this 1209-nucleotide messenger RNA. RefSeq names its product cytochrome b-c1 complex subunit Rieske-4, mitochondrial. Gene Ontology annotation, molecular function: quinol-cytochrome-c reductase activity; 2 iron, 2 sulfur cluster binding. The record is from RefSeq and is a predicted model, not a curated record. Gene Ontology annotation, cellular component: membrane. NCBI's taxonomy places the organism in Eukaryota, Viridiplantae, Streptophyta, Magnoliopsida, Ericales, Theaceae.
CUGUGUGGCUUCUCAUCUCAUCUCAUGUCAUCUCAUCUCUCUCUCUCUCUCUUCCCGAAGCCGAGAAAGCCAGAGAGAGCCUGUCCCAUCACCGUAACCCUAACAAAAGGAAGCAAGGGAGGAGGAGAUGUUGAGAGUUGCCGGGAGGAGGGUCUCUUCUCUCUCAUGGAGGUCCACUCAGGCAUCUCCAUCCGCCUUCAUGGCUAGGAAUCCGAUCAACGGUGGCUCUGAUUCACCCUCCCAUGACCUUAGAUCCAUCUGCCCACCGCACACAUUUUUUAUUAGCUCCUCCUCCUCCUCCGUGUUCCUGGAUCAAAUCAGAGGAUUUACUUCUGAUUCGCUGGCUCCCACACAUGACAUGGGCAUACUCUCAGACCUUCCAGCUACUGUGGCAGCUGUCAAGAAUCCCAGCUCAAAAAUUUUGUAUGAUGAGCACAAUCAUGAGCGUUAUCCUCCUGGCGACCCAAGCAAGCGUGCAUUCGCAUACUUCGUCUUGACUGGUGGCAGGUUUGUGUAUGCUUCCUUGAUCCGUCUCCUGGUACUCAAGUUUGUUUUGAGCAUGUCUGCAAGUAAAGAUGUUCUUGCCCUUGCCUCCCUUGAGGUAGACCUCUCCAGCAUUGAACCUGGGACUACUGUUACAGUCAAGUGGCGUGGUAAGCCAGUUUUUAUCAGGCGUCGAACUGAGGAUGAUAUCAAGUUGGCUAACAGUGUCGAUGUUGCCUCCCUUCGGGACCCACAGGAGGAUUCUGUCAGAGUUAAGAACCCAGAAUGGCUUGUGGUCGUUGGGGUCUGUACCCAUCUGGGGUGCAUCCCUUUGCCAAAUGCUGGUGACUUUGGUGGUUGGUUUUGCCCAUGCCAUGGCUCUCACUAUGACAUAUCUGGAAGGAUCCGCAAGGGGCCAGCACCAUUCAAUCUGGAGGUACCGACUUACACCUUCUUGGAGGAGAACAAGUUGAUGGUUGGAUAAGAAUUCAGGAUGGAGUUACUCAUCAGCAAAUUUAUUUUUCUUUCUUUUUGACGUAUUCAGUAAUGCUUUAUGGACUUGUUUUUUGUAUCUAUUGCCAGUCCUAGGCAGGGCUAUAUGGCUCUGAAUAAUGCAACUGGCUUCUUGUUAAGCAUUUUUUGCAGUCUUCAUGGUGCUUGGAACGUACUUCACUUAAUAAUUUUUUUUGAGCAAUACUUCACUUAAUAAUAAGAUGCCUUUUUUCA